CGCAGCCAGAUCUCGAGGUGAGGACAGGAGGUAGGACAGCCGCGCGCGGCUUCUACUCGCAUCGCUGCGGCGCUGGUAACAGCUCGCUGCAGCGCCAACAGCUCUCGGUCCGUUAGCGCACUCCGCAGGGCAACAAAAAGGAAGCCCAGCCAGACAGCCCUCCAAACGCCGUCGCGGCGCGUCGAAAAGCCCGUCGGACACCGCGCGUGGACCGGCCGCGACCGCGAGGCAGCGCUCAAAACAAGAAGCGCGCAAACAAACAACCAUGACGCCGUCGCCCCUCUACACGAUGGUCCUGCCCGGCUUAGACUUGGCCGCGGUCCUCUUCCUGCGGUACAGCAUGCCCACCGAGCGCCUCAAGAGCAUUUUUUCCCUGGGCGCCGCGGCGUCGGCAAAAGCUUCAUUGUUAUGCUUACUGUCAUACGCCUUGAUCAUCCCGAACGUCAUCAACGAGCCGAUCGACAAUUUGAUAACAAGGGACGCGUGCGCCGCCACGACCUACGGCGUUGUGGCAUUCGUGUCCACAACAACCCUACUGCUGUCGGUAGGAUGGCGGGGCUUGCACGUCCUCUGGACGACGCUCACGGUCAACUUCGUUGCUGGUUUAUGUUAUGUGUUAAGGGCGACGCACGACGUCGCCCCUCGUCGAGACUUUUUUGGCGUGAAUACGCCUAACUUACGAUACGCGACGUGGUUCCACACGAUGCCGCUGAUGGCGUUGUUGUGUGCGCACGCCGCGUCUUGUGAGUUAUCGGUGGCACUAGAUAUGGUUAUCCUGGCUGGCUCUGUUAUCUACGCUGGUUGGUUGGCAGGUGGCUUCACAAGCUUCGUACCUUGUGUGUUGGGGUAUACCUUGUCUGCGGUGUUUCUAGGCUUACUAACAUCCAUGCUCUACGACAAGUUAUUACUAGCGGCACCCGCAGAGUCGCAAAAUCCAUUAGAUGCCUUACUGAGGGGCCAGGAGAUGUCUGUUAGGGCAUUAGCCAUGGCCAUUGUGGUGAGCUGGUGGGCCUUUCCCAUUUUACAGGGUUUGACUGCUGUCGAUCUACUAGAUGGGGAUAAUUACGACCUGCUGAUCGUAGUGAUCGAGACGUGCACCAAAACACUAUGUACCUUAGUCAUGAUGCAGGGUAGGAUCGAGACGCUGGAGCAACGGCAUGAACGAGCGCAAGGAAUAGAAAACUGGCGGCUCGCGGAACAACUGCGCGCGGAGACCAUUUUCGUUUCCUAUGUAUUUCAUGAGAUGAGGAACCCCUACAACGGCAUCGCCGGGCAUUUAUCGUGCAUGGGCGACACGAUCCGGGAAGCGCAGCUGUGUUUGACGGAAUCUAGGGGCUCUACUUUGCCCGCAGCGGCGAAACGGCGACUGGCUUCUUGUGUAGAUCAGUUAGUGGAGGACGUCUCGUCGGCCAACCUCUGCAGCCAGCACAUGUCCGACGUGCUGAAUAAUGUCCUUGACUUGAGAAGGAUUGAAGAGGGCGCGAUGACGCUGUCGCAAAAACCGUUCGACGGGGCGGCGGUCGUCUUAGACGUGAGGGACAUGAUCCGGCCGCAGGAAGGCGUUCGCUUGGAAGCUUCUGUCGUGGAUGGUGCUACGGGGGCUCGCUUGGACUCGUUACCAAUUGUGGGCGACGCCGUGAGACUGAGGCAAAUUCUACUGAACUUGCUAGGUAACGCCUGCAAGCACACGAUCCAAGGUAGUAUUGAGAUCAUAGCUACGGUGUACUCCAACAGGAGAUCACUACCCUCCAACUUAAUAGAUGAACCCUUGCAAAACGGGUUUGUUGCGGUCACGUUCGAAGUCCGCGACACGGGCUGCGGCAUCGACGCCGAACAUCAAAGGACGGUGUUUGCCAAAUAUGUCAUUGUGGAUGAAGCCGGUUCAGCUCCUGGUAGGCAGCGAUCCGGUUCGACCGAACCAAGAUUGGCUCAAAGUACAGGAUUGGGAUUAGCCGUAGCGCAACAACUCGUCGCGUUGAUGGGUGGUGAGUUAAGACUGACAUCUCCAGUACACGAAGGACGAGGCACGAGGUUCCAUUUUACCGUACUCCUCAAAACGGGAGAGCUCCACGGCAACGAAGAGACCGCGGCAGCCGACGCCGCCGCGUCCGACGAACUUGUAAAGAGGUCCUUGCCGCCCGGUUUAAGGUGUUUAGUGGCGGACGACUUGCAUUUCAAUAGAAAACUUUUACGGAGAUACCUAACAACUACGGAACCGUUUAACACUCUAGAAUGGAACGUGGAGGAGUGCGACACGGGCGAAGGCGUCAUCGAGCGCGUCUGCGACUCGCAGCAGAAGUAUGACAUCCUUUUUCUAGAUGAGCACUAUGAAACUGCUGGUGGUAAACUACGAGGUAGUGAGGUGUUAGGCGUCCUGAAAGCUAGGGUCUCGCCGGAGCAGAUGCCGGUGCUGAUUACGACGUCGGGCAAUUGCCUGCCGGAGGACGUCGCGUACUACUCGUCAUGUGGUGCUGAUGACACGUUCGGCAAACCUUUACCGAACAAGUACGACCUCGGGAGACGGUUACUUACUCUACUGAAGAGAAAGCACGGCGCGGCGUUUAUUGAUGGAAAUGAUUCUCCACCUACGCAUGAUGAUAAGAGAGCUAGGCCGCCGCCGCGCCAGAGCGCGAGAAAAAGGUCGGCGCCGGGCCGCUGAUGGCAUGCACACAUCUCCCCUAGUGACGCCGCACUGACGCUGACGCGGAAGCAGCACAACUCCUUCCGGGUGGCUCUAGAGGGCCCUAGAUAAUAAUCAAUCUGUAUGGCCUCCAUUCUUUUUGG
Messenger RNA from Pelagomonas calceolata, 2784 nucleotides. Lineage: Eukaryota; Pelagophyceae; Pelagomonadales; Pelagomonadaceae. The record is from the annotation of a GenBank genome assembly.